AUGGCUAGAGGCAUACCUGAGCCCUCGUCGGGUUCAAUUAAGGCUCUACGUUACGCUUGCGACCGCUGUCAUGGGCAAAAGCUGCGGUGCCCUCGCUCCCAAGCCGCUGAUAAGCCUUGUCUUCGCUGCCAGAAAGCUCAGGUACCAUGUACCCUCAGCGUAGCACACAAGGUCGGCCGUCCGCCAAAUUCACGCAAUAGAAUUUCCAGUCUGCUGCCAACUAGCUUGCAUGCACAAAACACAAGGCCUGGUAGGUCCUUCCGGGAUAUGAGAAGGAGUCCUGAUGGAUCAACUAAGGAGCAUUGCAAAUUGCAUAAGCCUCCUCAGGACCUCAAUCCCAGCGAAAAUGGUUCUAUGAUGGACCUCGACCCAUCUUCAAUUGUACCCCAUUCGACAGCGCCAACCCAAGCCUCUUUCUCCGUUACCUCUGACUCUGCAGUCUCUAUGGACACGACAACACCAAUCACUCGCUCGAUUCCUUCGAUUUGUGAUCAAGAGUCGGAAGAAAACAAUACAUCCGUGGAUUCAGGUCAAUAUAUGGCAAUAUGGUCAGCUCAGGUCAUAGUGAUACGAUCAGAUCUUGCAGAAAACUACGACUGUCCAAACCUUGACUCUCCGGACGAGCCUACGCCUGAAGUCAACGAGAUUGGGGUGUCGCACCAUCCCGACUCACAUGGCAUCUACAGGAAUGAACCAAUGCUCGACUAUACCGCGUCGUCGGGCUCGUCCCAUUCUCAAGAAUCGACUAUAUCACAAUCACGGCAGACUAAGCCUAUAUGUCAAACAUUCGCGGAAGAGGAAUUCCAGGGCUCAUUUCACCAUUGGGGUGGUUUUUCGGCUCAGGCCGGCGCCAGCAUACCAUCAUACGAAUGGCUUUCCCACUCCAAAUUCGUCACCUGUCUGCCGAAAUUAGUUGAUCUCAACAUGAACCUUCUUCGGCUGUCGGAAAAAUCUCGAGUUACAACUGCCCAGUCCCUCAAGGCUCCAGCUGGUCGUGAAAAUGAGGUGAUUAUCGAGAUAGUUCAAUAUUCAAGGGAGCUAAUUGAUCUAAUGACAUACAUCAAGCCCACCUGUCGCUCGAGCCGUGACUCUCUUGCAAGGCAGUCGAGCACAGAUAUUUCCUACAGCAUAUACGAUACUAGCACUCACUCCGGAAGCUCUUCUCACAGCCUGGACCCAGAUAUGUACGUUCAAUACGACAUAUUGUCGGACGUUGCUUCCGGCGGGCGCACCGAGGCUGGUUCCCGGCGUGAUUCGAUGUCAGCAAGUACAUUGAUCUUCCUUGUAAUGGGAUGUUACACGCAGAUAAUGUACGUAUUCGAAACGAUCAUCGACUGUCUAUAUCAAGAUCCAACAGCAUCUGCCAGUCAAAGCCGCAGCGGAUCCUCGCUGGAGACUUGCCUCCAUAUUCACACGAUUACGUACCUGCUCGAUCACUUGCACAAAGCCCUCUCUGCCUAUCCACCGGACAUUCCUCGAGACAAUGAGUUUGACAAUAUCAUAUAUAAUGACGACAGCAAUCUACGUGCUCAGGGUCUAAGAUGUGCGACACCAGCGUUCGGCAAGAGCACAGCAGGUAUCCUUCUGGGCCAGGCAUCUUGGGAAAUUGGAGAGCGCGAGAAGGGCCUUGCGAGCAAGAUACAAACUUUAAGCCAUACUGUAAAUAUUAGUCGAUAUUACAACUAGGAGAGGAUGACAGUCCCCUGGGCUCGGUUCUCGGAUUAGGAA
Molecule: messenger RNA, 1728 nt
Organism: Aspergillus sclerotioniger CBS 115572
Lineage: Eukaryota; Fungi; Ascomycota; Eurotiomycetes; Eurotiales; Aspergillaceae
Product: Zn(II)2Cys6 transcription factor domain-containing protein
Exons: 3
Coding region: 1-1686 (561 amino acids)
Biological process (GO): regulation of DNA-templated transcription
Molecular function (GO): DNA-binding transcription factor activity, RNA polymerase II-specific; zinc ion binding
Source: RefSeq, a predicted model, not a curated record